Molecule: messenger RNA, 813 nt
Organism: Saccharomyces kudriavzevii IFO 1802
Lineage: Eukaryota; Fungi; Ascomycota; Saccharomycetes; Saccharomycetales; Saccharomycetaceae
Gene: MRX3
Product: Mrx3p
Exons: 1
Coding region: 1-813 (270 amino acids)
Source: RefSeq, a predicted model, not a curated record
AUGUCCAAAGCUAUCUCAUCUUUGUUCAAAUUAGUUAACCGGGCAAUUAUUUUACCUACGGCGGGGUUUACACUGGGCAUUGGUGCAUUUGUAAAGGCAUGGCCUGAUGAUGCUGGUGUCCUAUCAUUGAAUGAUCCGCAAACACCGGCGGAGUUGCUCAGUGCAACAAAAAGUCGGCAGCCUAUGGAGCUUCAGAGAACAGAUAUUCUUGCGCAAGUCGAAAGAAGCGAAGCGUACAAGAAAUUAGUCGAGGAUGAUAGUAUGCACCAUAUUCUCUUCAGUGAGAAAAUACCAAGCGGACAUAGGAAAUACCAUGUGGGGCAAGGCCUCUUGUUCGGAAAGGGCAGGCUUGAAAUUGAUCCGUUAGUUUUCCAUGACCUAAAUCGUGGUGAAGUAACCGUGAUUUACCAUUUAGGCGCAGAGUUAGGGAACCAGGACGGUAAUGUUCAUAAGGGUUUAUUGUCAUUGCUACUAGACGAAGCGCUGUGUUAUUGUGGCUUCCCUCUGUUGCCUAGCAAAAGGGGUGUAACGGCGCGAUUGUCGGUAGAGUUUCUUGAGGACAUUCCCGUGGAUACUACCAUUACGCUGAAAGCUAGUGUCAAAGAGGUUAAAGGUAGAAAGUGCACCAUUGAGGGACACUUGGAAGAGUUCGCAUCAGAAACACCUUCGAAAAAAGUGAGAAAAGGUUGGAACUUAUUCGGUCGUUGGGGUUCCAGUGAGAAGCAUGAUAUUCCAAAAAAGUUUGCCAAGGCCAAUUGCAUCCUUGUUGAACCUACCUGGUUCAAAUAUUUCAAAUGGCUUGACAUGUUUUGA